CCCUCUCUUUCUGCCCGGCCGCCGAUGGUGCUCCCCGGAGGGGCCGGCCUCGCCAUGUCGCGCUCGGAGGAGGUGCACCGCAUCACGGAAAAUGUCUACAAGACUAUCAUGGAGCAAUUCAACCCUAGCCUCCGGAACUUCAUUUCCAUGGGGAAGAACUAUGAAAAAGCCUUGGCAGGUGUGACAUAUGCAGCAAAAGGAUACUUUGAUGCUCUGGUGAAAAUGGGAGAACUGGCCAGUGAAAGCCAGGGAUCUAAGGAACUGGGGGAUGUACUUUUCCAGAUGGCUGAAGUCCACAGACAGAUUCAGAAUCAAUUAGAAGAGAUGCUGAAGUCCUUUCACAACGAGCUGUUAACACAACUGGAACAGAAAGUAGAACUGGAUUCACGAUAUCUAAGUGCUGCAUUGAAAAAGUAUCAGACUGAGCAAAGGAACAAAGGAGAUUCGCUGGAGAAGUGUCAGGGUGAACUGAAAAAGCUUCGGAAGAAGAGCCAAGGGAGCAAGAACCCCCAGAAGUACUCUGAGAAGGAGCUGCAGUUUAUUGAAGCUAUCACCAACAAGCAAGGUGAGCUCGAGAACUAUGUGUCGGAUGGGUACAAAACAGCACUCACAGAAGAAAGGCGACGAUUCUGUUUCCUGGUGGAGAAGCAGUGCGCUGUGGCCAAACAUGCUCUUACGUACCACUCCAAGGGAAAAGACAUCUUGACACAGAAGCUUCCCUUAUGGCAGCAAUCUUGUGCUGACCCCAACAAGAUCCCUGACCGUGCUAUCCAGCUGAUGCAACAGAUGGCCCUCAGCAGCAAUGGGACGAUUAUGCCCAGCCCUCUCUCCACAUCCAAGUCAAACCUCAUCAUCUCAGAUCCCAUCCCUGGUGCCAAGCCACUCCCAGUCCCACCAGAACUGGCACCUUUUGUUGGACGAAUGUCAGCACAAGAAACCAUGCCAGUGAUGAAUGGUGUCUCGGGCUCAGAAGGGGAGGAUUACAACCACUGGUCUGACCGGAAGCCUCCUCAGCCAAAGUCUUUAUCCCCACCUCAGACACAGAAGAUGAGUGACUCUUACUCCAAUACUCUCCCUGUGCGCAAAAGUGUGAUGCCGAAAAACAGCUAUGCAGCCACUGAAAACAAGACUCUGCCACGUUCCAGCUCCAUGGCGGCCGGACUGGAAAAGAAUGGCAGGACAAGAGUGCGGGCCAUCUUCUCUCACGCUGCUGGGGAUAACAGCACCCUUCUCAGCUUCAAGGAGGGGGAUCUCAUUACAUUGCUAGUGCCUGAGGCCAGGGAUGGGUGGCACUAUGGGGAGAGCGAGAAGACAAAAUUGAGAGGCUGGUUCCCUUUCUCCUAUACCCGAGUGAUGGACAGUGAAGGGAAUGACAGAUUACACAUAAGCCAAGGUAAAAGCAGUAGUACAGGCAACCUGCUGGACAAAGAUGACAUCCCUCCACCAGACUACAGCAUGUCCUCCCGAGGUUUCCAGUCACAGAAUGUGAGCACUUUCAAACAGAGGCCAUACAGUGUGGCAGUGCCAGCUUUCGCCCAGGAGUACCUUAUGCCCUACGGCUGUGCCAUUAAUGAAUAUUCCAGUGGCCUCUGCCCAAUGCUACCAGCCUCCUACCAGCCUUACCCUAGGUCAACAGCCGGCCUGGAUGACUAUGGAGCAAGACCCUCAAGCAGCGGCAGCGGCACUUUGGUAUCUACAGUGUGAGCAAAGGAACCUUGACUAGGAAAGGUGGCUGCUGCUUGGUGGAAGAGUUUUCUGCUUCCCUGUCCCCUUCUGUUUCUUUUCUUUUCUUUCUUCUCCUUCUGCACAAUUUGCCGUCCCUUUCUUCUUUAAAGAGAAAGUCAUCUCUCGCCUUUGGAUUGAGAACUCUUGUGAACAUUAAGGAACCCAUGAUGCUGCAAAUUCCCCCCACAUGUGUAGAUGUCCUUGUUUGAGCAGAAAAUAUCAAAGCCAAGAUUACUAGUCCUCACAACAACAACAGCAACAACAGCAGCAGCAACAGCAGCAGCCAUCACGACCACCGCCUGGAUGCAGUUUACAUGUAAAACAAACCAGAUAGAGAUCUUGCAUCAUGCUCUCUUGCGCUCUCACUCUCUUUGUACUUCAUACAUGAUUUUUUUUAAAAAAAAGAACUGCACUAUCCCUUUAAAUAGAGACUUUUUUCCUUAUCAAAAAUUCUAGAAACAAAUAUGCAUGGCCUAUGGUGUGCACACUGUUACUUUCACUCCCCUCCUUUGAAGGUUACCAUGCUGCCCAUUUCUGUUGUCGAAAGGAAAGGUGCAUAGAGAUGCUAGGGGACCCCAGGCCACCCCAUUAGUAGGCUCUAAGGACAGUGGAUAAGCUAGGGGGAUGAUUUAGCAGUGAGCAAUGGCAUGUUCUCAGGAAGGAUUGGACUGUUUGCUUGACCCUGCCAGUUUAACCGAGCACUAACCCAGUAGCCAUUUUAAAAGGGUUUUAUUUUAUGUAUACAUAGAUAUACAUAGAUGUGUAUAUAUGUAUUUUUCUAGGAAGGCAUGGUUACCUCACUAUUAGUGCUCCUGGGUUAUUGGAGUAGAAGGCUGGGAAGGAUGGACAUCGUUUUGAAUUAUGCAGCUUGCCAGAUCAAUCCAAAGACUUUCUCUUUGUAUCACGGAGGGGCUUUGUUUGGGGUCUUUUCAUUUUUAGUGGAAGGAGGAGGGGUGGCAGGACGGCUUGUGUCUGGGGCUGGACUACAGCUGGGAAUGGAUGACUUGGGCAAAAUUCAAGUGCUUAAUGUCUUAAAAUGUUGUCAAUCUUCUUUAUGUGUCUUAAUUAACUCCAGAGGUGAAAAUGGAUAGGAUUGGAAUUAAUGGCCGCUGAUACAUAUUUUUCAGUCUCUAAAUUCAGGGCAGUUUUGUCAUCUGAAGACUAACACUUUCAUUUACAGUUGAAAAUCUACAAUGUGAAGCUGCAUUCCCAUUAUGACCCUGAUAUUUUUUUUAAAAAAAUACAAUUUUUGAUUUGUAUGGGAGUCUGCUGGCAAUAUUAUCUUGAUGAAAUGUAUAUAUAAAAGUUCUAUCUCUCCACACAUAACAAAGAUUUUAUUGUUUUCUAUAACAGCUAUUGAAGCAUAUGUAACAACCUUACAUUGUUGUCAUACUUUGCUCAAAAGACUUUUACAUUUGGGACAUCUUGUAGUAAAAUAAUGAACAUAGAAAGCAAAACAUUACACAAAACCUGUGCAAAACCUGUAAAAGUGCUGGGUAUGUUGGGAGUUGUUUUGUUUUGUUUUUCUUAAAAAUGAGCAGAAAACAAAACACUGGAGCAAAUCUGCCCUGUACUGAUAUGUUUCAAUAAAAGUUUGAUUUCCUCCAUUGA
Anolis sagrei ordinatus is the source of this 3336-nucleotide messenger RNA. It is a transcript of the gene BAIAP2, whose product is annotated as BAR/IMD domain containing adaptor protein 2. Lineage: Eukaryota; Metazoa; Chordata; Lepidosauria; Squamata; Anolidae. Gene Ontology annotation, molecular function: cytoskeletal adaptor activity; protein binding. Gene Ontology annotation, cellular component: cytosol; nucleoplasm. The record is from RefSeq and is a predicted model, not a curated record. Gene Ontology annotation, biological process: actin crosslink formation; positive regulation of actin filament polymerization; plasma membrane organization.